CUAAUCUUGCGGCGUGCACUUUUUUUCUCUCUCACGUGCCGGUGGGUGAAGGCAUGCUUUACGUCCGUGAGCUUGUCUACUGUUGCAACUCAUCACCAAGAUCAUUUGGGACACCGCAAGGGGCAAACAGCCAAAACAAAUGUUGGUAAAUUUCUACUGGCAACAGCUAGGAGGGCUGACUGUUACUACCUUGACUCUUCCCAUUAGACUACCAGCUGUGCUGGGUAAAUAACAUCGCCGCGCUUCUUUCAGCAGGGAAUUUUUUUCUAUAAAGUGUUAUUUGGCAACGGCUCGCCUCACCUUCCGAGGAAUUAUAUUUUGAAAUGGAUUCUUCGCCCGAAGAACAAGAUCCCAUGCUGGCCGGCGGUGGUACUGACUGAACGAGCCCCGGGGCUGCAUCGCUCCGCCCGGCGUGUGGGCUGGGCAGAAACCCGCCCUCGAGACCCGCUAAACUCCAAUAGAUACAAGUGCCAAUCACGCUCACGGAGUCUGUGGAGGAAAGAGAACAUUAGUAAGAGGAAAUCACGCCAACCACCGGCACGAGUCCGUAGCUUGGAGGUAGAAGUUAAGUUUCCUCUCUUCAACAGUGUUUGUCGUCGGCUACAGAACUGUGAUCUAAGAAGACUGAAUGUGAUUGGAGUCUUGUUGGAUGUCCAGUGAAAACACCGCAUGCGAUCGAGAACUUUGGCGGCAGGGCAGCGAUAACCUACCAAACCUAGGUCAUUCUCGAUAAGGUGACCAUUUUUUGCAGGUCUUUCCACUCACGUCACUUUGUCAGAGUUUGCAGACUCUCGCAACUUGACGUCGUCUGACAGACUGACGUCGAUCCUCAACCCAUCAUCAUCGCCUGACCAUCUCGUCGUCAAGAUCAGCCUCCAUCAUUCGCAUCCCUCAGUCCUACACGCAGCACGGGAUCUGUAACAUUUCUCUUCAAGACUACACGACUGUAGGUUUACUCGCUGAUGACGAGUUUGCGGUUUUUAAACUCACCUCUGUACUUUAUCGAAAGGGAAAAAUCGACCCGUCGACUUGACUUUUUUUCCCUUGAAAGUAGGUCUUCCAAUCUGCAGUCCGCAAGUUGAGUACGGAAAUAACACUGUCACCGGGUAAACAUCAGGUGUCACAUAAAAACGUCCACGGAAUAACUACUCCACGAGAAUAAAACAUAACUCAGCUAGAUUUAGUGGAUUGGGGAUCGUAUAAAAGGCCUAGCCGGCUAUACAUCACUCAUUCCAAGACUUCAAACUCAAAAACUUACCGAGUGUUCUUUUCUAACUGCUACGUAUGUUGUAAAAACCCCCACGGUGAGUGUGGAACCUGUUCUGAGAGACCACUCCGAGUAGCGGAUAUUCCAGUUGACGUAAUCGGGAGUUUCGUCUUGAUUCAGCGGGUGGCGCGGCACUAUCUCCGCGGUAACAUGUGCUGGCCGGCCGCAGUGAGGUGCGCGCUUGUGAUCUUGGUGAGCCUCAGCACGCUAAGACGGGAUGGGAAUGGGGCAAGCGCUAUUUACACCAGUAACGACAUGUCCAAGCAAUCGCUGGCCGAUAACCGACCCGGAAGCAGCUUGGACGGCAGCGGUGGUGGGGCUAACGGCGAGCUCUCCCGGUCGUCCAGGACGAUCUGCCGAUCGUUUCCCGGUCUGACGCGCAAGCAGCUGCAGCAGUGCCGACGGGCUCCCGACGUCGUGGCAUCGGCCAUCAGCGGCAUACGGAUUGCCGUGGACGAGUGCGCCAACCAGAUGAGGGACCAGCGAUGGAACUGUUCCAAUUUGCAGACGAAAAACGGCAAUCCCUACACCAACGUCAUGAUGACGCGAGGCUUCCAAGAGACCGCCUUUGCCUACGCUACCAUUUCCGCAGGAGUCCUGUACCAAGUGACCCGGGCCUGUAGCAUGGGGCAGCUCCGUACCUGCGGCUGUGACACGCGCUUCGUUGGGGACGAGGUGGACUUCCAGUGGGGCGGCUGUAGCCACGACAUCCAAUUCGGCACGACCUUCGUGGAGUCCUUCCUGGAUUGUAAAGAGAAAGGACGAGACAUGAAAUCAAAGAUGAAUCUCCAUAACAACGGCGUUGGUAGAAUAGCGGUUGCUGAGUAUGCUGUCAAGAAAUGUAAGUGUCACGGUAUGUCUGGCAGCUGUGAGGUUAAGACGUGUUGGAUGCAAACGCCCCACUUCAGCGAGGUCGGGGACAGACUGCUGGUGAAGUUUCACGAAGCCAAACAAGUGGUGGCGCGCAACAACAUCGGUGGCAACCUAAGGUUGGCCGACGAUCCCACGCCGGUGACCGCCGACAGCCAGCGGCGGCGAAGGCGCAAGAGGCCACCUUCACCGCCCAAGGAUCACUUGGUGUUCCUGGAGGAGUCACCCGACUUCUGCCAGGCCGAUCCCGGCGUGGGCACCCUGGGCACCAAGGACCGGUAUUGCAACCGGACCAGUGACGGCCCGAAUGGCUGCAAUAGUAUGUGCUGUGGGAGGGGCUACAAUAUUAAGCUAGAGAGGAAGACGGAAUGGUGUAACUGUAAGUUCCACUGGUGUUGCCAGGUCAAAUGCCGGCAAUGCAGCCAGUCUGUCUGGGUCAACACCUGCAAAUAGAGCAGUCAAGAUGACAUGGUCCUUUUCAGUCGUCCAAUGACUCAAGUUCGAAUCCCACCCGCUUCACCAUCGGGAUAGGGUUUGUGUACGACUGGACCACGUGGAACUUUUUCUUAUUUUUUCUCUCUGGGGUUUCCCUCCUGUUGGGUUUCCCUAUCCCGUGUUUUAAACUGACUUGUCGUCAACGUUUCCUCUAGAAGGACUCUUUGUAUAAAGCCAGCACAAUAAACUCUGAAAAUGAAAUAACUGAAUGACUCUUGCUUUAGUAAUAAGCGAAAUAGUGUUAAUACAUAACUGUGAUUUUAAACCCUUUUUCAAAUCACGAGAAGAUACUUUUUGCAGUUAAGUACAACAGAAGAUACAAUGCUUUUCUUCUCUGUUUUCCUCUUUGAGUUUAGAUUAAGGGGAGAAUCCAGAAACGGAUCCCAGUAAUUAUCCCACCUUUUGAAGUUCGUAGAGCGCUGAAAAAAAAAACUUGGAGAAUAGAAUUUCGAUAUCAGUUCCUUUUUGGGAGCUUGUAUAAAACUGAAAAUUCGGUUAAGAAUAAUCAGAUCUCCGUGGCAAUACAUUUGGUAAAAUUAAUUAAAAUUAAUAAGUUUUAUUAUAACAAUAUGUUCAGUUGCUUUUAAAUGCAAAAGCCAUGGAAUAUUUAUGUGUGCGUCCGAUAUAAUAUAAUAAUCUAAUUUUGUGCACGUUUUAGCUUGUAACAUAUGCAUGUGGUUAGCGUGUGCAGCGCCGAUUGUGCCUUCCAUUUUGAGGUCUUCCAACAAUCUUAAUAAUUUGAAUAACGGCAACUAAUUUAAGUCACAGUUAAGUUGUAUUCGUAGUGUUUUGCGUGAUUUACAGGUUUUCUAUGAACAAAAACACUUGUAUCUUGUUUGAGCCGAGAGAAUUCCCGCCUCAGUCGGUCUCAAAUCUGGUUACUUUUAAAAUUUCAGCACUGUGUAUACAAGGGCAGAUCCAGAAACAAUGUUUCAUGAGGCCAAAAUUGUUUUAGAGAGGGGGAGGGAACCUUUUAUUUUCUUUCUGAGGGGUGAAGCUGAAUUUAAAAGAGGCUUUUUUAAUGUGCAUUUUGGAAGGAAAGGAAUUAGUCCUUUCAAAUCAGUGCAUUUCUCUCAUCAUUCUUCAAAAACUUUUUUUUUAAGUCGGGGGGGGGGAGAGAUGGCUCCCGAAGUCUCCUAGAUCUGCCCACUCAGAUACCGCAAGGGCAUUUUACUGGUUAUUAAAUUACUAAGUAAAUUGUUAAUUGUUAAGACAAAGAGCCACUCACGCUAGUGUGCCUUAUACGGAGUGUUAAUUCUAGUAACUGUUUUUCAUGGCUGAAUGCAUGUAAAUAAUGUAAAUACAGAAACCCGCUAAGUACAUAUUUUUCAAAAGGAAUGGAUUCGAUGUAUCAUAAGAAAUGGCUUGAGUCUAAAUUAAUACCUUUAGUGUGACCAUUAUUUAAGUAAAAUAAUGACUGAUAACUUGUAGAUUUUUGAUUUUCAAUGAUUAAUCUGUUUUCGAAAUCCCUCUUGCCAAAUAAAUAUUUUGCUUGGGUGUUUCACAAAAAUGUUGUGAUUUUGUGGCAGUAGAAGUGUUUGA
This is a messenger RNA of Acanthaster planci (crown-of-thorns starfish), 4174 nucleotides long. Its product is annotated as protein Wnt-10a-like. Gene Ontology annotation, biological process: neuron differentiation; cell fate commitment; multicellular organism development. Gene Ontology annotation, cellular component: extracellular region. The record is from RefSeq and is a predicted model, not a curated record. Lineage: Eukaryota; Metazoa; Echinodermata; Asteroidea; Valvatida; Acanthasteridae. Gene Ontology annotation, molecular function: cytokine activity; frizzled binding.